This is a messenger RNA of Chara braunii, 6800 nucleotides long. The record is from the annotation of a GenBank genome assembly. NCBI's taxonomy places the organism in Eukaryota, Viridiplantae, Streptophyta, Charophyceae, Charales, Characeae.
GGAAUGUGAGGCUUGGGAGAGCUCGACAGGGAAUAAGACAAUGUUGGACAACUUUAGAGAGUUUUGUUUGGGAGUGUUGGGGUUCUGAGCAUUCGAAAAGAGGUGACUGGUGCAUUGCAAAGUCCGAAUGGCAUCACCAGUGGGCAGCGGCGCGGGGACUCCAUGUGGACGACGACAAUCAGAUGACACACAGUCGCCAGGUACUCCCACGGAACGCACCGAUUGGCAGGUGUGGGCAGAGCAACGGCAGCAACUUCGUCAAGUUAGAGCAGAGGCCAUAACGAAGGGGGUGGGACGCCUCUACGUCGACGACAACGACGACGGCGGCGACAUGCCGGUGGAGGGCGAUAACGACUGCAAUGACGCCGAGCCUGAAGAUGAUUAUCCCUUGGAGGAGUUGCCGGAGAUUCGACCCAUGGGGAGGAAGGGUAUGGGCGGUCGGGGGGGCGGUAGGAAGGGUUCUGCGCACAGGGGGCGACGAGAUCGGAGCGUGUACAAGGAGAUGGACGCGAUGGCGAAGGGGAAUCACACCAACUAUCUGAAGAAUGUCGAGGACACUGAGACGCCGAGCGGGGUCCACAUGCCUGUGAGGCCUGCAACAGAGUCCAUCGGCCACAUUGACGUCGAUCACUGUUUUCCAACGUUUGCUGCCAAAAGAUCUUCGUGGCUGCAGGGUGUUGUCAACAAGCGCCGAUCCUUGCAGGGGCGUCGUCUGCGAAUGUCAGCAUUGCUCGCCGCCUUCGGGAGUUUUGCGGACGUGGACCAUUCUCGCCCCACCACAGUCAAUGACAGCGCUCGAGGAGCUUUCUUGCCACUCUCCAACCCACGAAACUCCACGUGCAGCUUUCCCCCCGCAGUGAAUUCGUUUGGAGCGCGCGCGGAUCAUUUAUCGUCGCGGGUGAUCGCGUGUCCGCAACGCACGUACACCUUUGCGCAGUUGACAACGUUCAGAAUUCCUGGUGGUUUUCCAUUUGCUAUUGCACUUCCAUCUUCAGCACAGCACAGCCAACGUGUUGUGCAGCCUCCAGAGAACGACAUGUCGACUAGAGGCAGUGCCCGUGGGAGGAAGCGGGACGCCAUCCCGGAGGACACUGAAGGCCAGGAACGCAGGCGUCUCCACAUCCCCGAGGCGAAAAGGGGGCGUCAAGAAGGAGCCUCCGACAGCGGAGGAGCCGUGGGGAUGGAUGGGCGGGUAAGACCAUUGCAGGUAGAGGACGAUGACGACUUCAUGACGGAGGAGGACGAAGUGGCGGACGAAGCGUGGACACGUGGACGGGAGGAGGCAAUGAUCGACAUUCACAUCACUGAUGAAGCGCAGAUGGGGAACAUUCCCACCAGCGGUCGUGUCCAAGGGGGUCGUGCGAGUGGAUCGACGACACGCGCCGCUACUAUCGAAGCGCCGACCCCAUCACGUCAGCCCGCGACACCGACGAUCCAGCGGCAGCGAUAUGCAUCGGAGGGUGGUGAUGUUCACCCUCCCGUGCAUGCAGGCGGGGCCGAGGUCGUCGCCGCGAGUGGGGCUGCAACGUGGUGCAGGGCCGAGAUCGUCGCCGCAGCUGGGGCUGCGACUUUACGCAGAGGCGAGGUCAUUGCCACGGGUGGGACAGGAACAUCGCACGGGGGUGGUGGGGGUGGAGGGGUUAGAGAAGACGGUGAUGGGCAGAGGGAUGCUGGACAUGCAAGGAACAGGAAUGAACGGGAGGACAACGAGCCCCUUGUAAAACAAUUCUUGCAAACGGUGGACGAGAUUCAUAACACUGCGGCCGAUUGGGUGCGGUGCAGUGUUUACCUGGUAGGAACGGCCCGCCUGAAGGAGACACUUAGUUCCAGAGCCAUUGAGAUAAGCCGGGUUUUCUUGAAUCAAAUCCUAAUGAGGGUGUCAGAGCGGGCAGACAAUCUGUGUGAGAUGUUUGUGGCAAUGGAAAAUAGAAUGAGAAGUGUUCCUCAAGAUGAGCAAGAGCUGGUUGCUGACAAAAAGUACAUUUUGGGGUGCUCAAGCGAGUUGAACUCCAUGCAGCGUUCCAUUGACGACUGCAAAAAGUGUCUUGAUUUCCUUGGUGCGAAUAGCAGAAAGGAGGGUUCCACUGCAACUUCUGCGGGAACCCUCGACGCUGCACCAGUCCGGCAGCAAGGAGAGACCAUGACGGCCUUCCUGGCCCGCCUGGGCACUUGCAUGCAACAAGUCCAAGAGGAACAGCAACGUGAGGCGGCAGCCGAAGAGGCACGUCUCAAUGCCAUUGCACACGCAGAAGAGCAACGGUGCCGGCAGCAAGUGGACGCAGCUGCCAAUCAUAACAAAGCUCGACAAGAUGCCGCAUCUGUCCUCAUGCAGCAGGAAGCCGCUCAUAUCGCCGCACUCCAAGCUUGGAAUGUUGAUCCGGCGGCAGUGACGGAACCAACUACGGAGGAACAGACCAAGUCAGCCCUCGCCAACAUGAUGUACCAAGUCAUCCUCACUUGUAAUUGGCAACAAGUGGAGCUGGCUCGGCAGGCGCGUACCAUUACGGAGUAUGAGGAGACUCUCAAGAGCCUCCACGCCCGCCUUGACAUGCUGGAGAAGGAUGACGUGCCGCACAGGCACACGGCAUCAUCAAGCAUUGAUCCACCGAUCCGCGAGCUGGAAGAACGGCUGGAUCAUCUAGUCGCGCUUGUCGGAAAUUUGAACAGUUUCCGACAACCGACGACCAUCAGCCAGCAAAUAUCCGCUCUACAAGCGGAUCUGCGUCAACUGCGGCAGCAACCAACUGGGACCUGCAACAACGUGACGCCGAAACAAUUCAAGAUGUCGAAGUUCAGCAUCGAGAGGUUUGAUGACUACCACAAGGCGGACCCCAUCAGUUGGUGGCAAGGGUUCACCAAUGAGUUCUCCAUCCACCUGGUCCCGCCCAAGUCGAAAAUCUCAGCACUUUACCUCUGCAGCACUGGUGCCAGCCAAGUGUGGCUCAACCACCUGGCUCAAACCGAAGGCGUCAAAGUCUCUAAGCUUCACACCAAGAUCACUUGGGAGGCCAUGACUGAGAAGUGGCAGAAACGCUUCAUCGUCGACGACGCUCAGGGCCAAGGCGUGAACCGGAUUUUCAGCAUGCAUCAAGGCAGCCAGCCAACAUGCGAAUGGCUAACCGAGUGGCAGAAAAUCGCGACGAUUCCGAAGGCAGGCAGCCAGCAAGUCGCUGCUGUCCAAGGAAAUGGACAAGAGAACGACCAGGCGAUGACUCACGAGCAAAGAAGAUGUUUGUUCACGGCAAAGCUCGGGAAACUGAGCUCCGUGGGAAGUGAGGCGACUCCACUUCCCACUCCGCCGGGCAUGGUUGCCUUGCAAACAACCUCCUCCACGUCCGGGGAACAUGCGUAUGUCGCUAGUCUUCACGAAGAUUAUGAAGACUAUGUUGUCCAGCUGGUCCCGCCGUUGGACCAACCUCUCCACGUGCAAGAGUCAUUUGCGUGUGCGACUUCAUCACCAUCGCCAAGUGAACCAGCAUCCUCGCCGACAUCACUCAGGGACGUGUCGGUGUGGUCUAGACUUGAGGAACUCAACCCAUUGACACCGGAGGACUUCCAAUGGUUGCCUCUUCCCCCAUCUUGUUCCUUGCCGAAGCCGCAUUGCAACGCCUUAAUGGCGGAGCUACGCAACUACUUGCACGCUGCAGUACCAACUCCGUUGAUGGAAGACGGAGUAGCGGUUGUUGACCUUCGCGAGUACAUUGCGAAGAUUGACUGCGAGUACGCCACGCAACGGUACGACGACACCGACGCACCGUUACUCUACAUCCGCAUUCAGAUCGGGAAGGCGACCUGCAGCGCCUUGAUUGAUUGUGGAGCUACUCGCAACUACAUCAGCGAGGAUUUCAUGACCCGCGCCGGCCUUGGGCCGUGCGUUCGAAGGAAAUCGCAGCCUACGCAAGUCACGUUGGCCGACGGUCGUACGCACAAGUCCAUCGACCGGUGCAUUGACUCUGUCCCCAUGUACUUCGCCCCGCUUGCACGCGAGGCCGUGUCCUUUGACAUAUUGGACACAAAGUUCGACAUGAUAUUGGGCAUGUCAUGGCUGCGUAGCGAGGACCACCCGGUGAACUUCUACCACCGCGCCGUUCACGUUCGUGACCGGAAUGGGGUACUUGUGCCAUGUACGGUCCCCCCAUCUCAUCCUUCGAUUGGUUGUCACGUGGUCUCCGCGGCGAGCAUUCGCAACUCCAUUGCACGGAACGACGUGGAGGAAAUGGGCAUUUGUUUCUUGCACACCCUCCCUCCUCCCGACGAGCCAGCGGCGGAACAGCCACCGGAUCCACACAUUGUACAACUUCUUGACUCCUAUGGCGACGUCUUUGAAACCCCCGCCGGAAUCGUACCAAAUCGGCCAAUUCGUCACGAGAUCAUCCUCGAAGACUGGGUCGUACCUCCGCGCGGAUGUAUUUACCGCAUGAGCGAGGAGGAACUCGAAGUGCUUCGAACGCAACUCUAUGACCUCAUUGACAAGGGCUGGAUUUGCCCUAGCUGCUCGCCCUACGGUGCACCUGUUUUCUUCGUUCGGAAGAAGAACAAGGAGUUGUGCUUAUGCAUUGACUAUCGUAAGCUUAAUGCUCAAACCAUUAAGAAUACCGGCCCGCUUCCACGCAUCGACGAUCUUCUCGAACGCUUGGGUGGCGCCAAGUAUUUCUCCAAGUUGGACCUCAAAUCCGGUUACCACCAGCUCGAGAUCCAUCCAAGAGAUAGGCACAAAACCGUGUUCAAGACACGGUAUGGGCACUUUGAGUGGGUCAUAAUGCCAUUCGGCCUCACGAAUGCCCCGACCACCUUCCAAGCGGCAAUGCCAACGGAGUUUCGCGACAUGUUGGACCGGUUCGUGCUCAUCUACCUCGAUGACAUCUUGGUGUAUAGUCAAACUUUGGACGAGCACAUCGUGCAUCUACGUGCUGUUUUGGACAGGCUUCGUACGACCAAGUACAAGGCCAACGGAGCCAAGUGCGAGUUCGCACAGCAGGAGCUCGAGUACUUGGGCCACUUUGUGACGCCGCAAGGCAUCAGUCCGCUUGCAGACAAGAUCAAGUUUUGGAACAACACGACGGAGGAGAUUGGCAUCCGGUUGAGAACUUCAGCUAAAAGGUUCACUUGGGUGAAGGAUAAUAACCCAUUGACCUACUACAAGACGCAGGACACGGUGAGCAACACGAUUGCCCGAUGGAUGUACUUCAUCGAUCAGUUCGACUUCACACCGAAACAUAUCCCGGGCCUCUCCAACCGAGCCGCGGAUGCUUUCUCGCGAAGAUCAGAUCUUUGCGCAGUGACUCACCACGCGUUCAGUUUCGACGAAGCCCUGCAUCAGCAUUCUGUGCGAGCAUACAAGUCCGAUCCGGAAUACGCCACGCUCUACACGCAACUAUCCUCGGAUCACCCGCCGGCCAGUCACUAUCGCGUCGUCGAUGGCUGCUUGCUUCUUCACGCACGCGGCAAGGACUUACUAUGCGUCCCACACGACCGUCGCUUACGAACUCGUCUCCUCGGCGAGUACCACGACUCGAGACUCACCGGCCACCUCGGAGUCAACCGUACGAUCGCAAGACUUCGACAACGAUUCUGGUGGCCCGACCUCAUUACCGACGUCACUCGGUAUUGCGACUCUUGCGAAGUUUGCCGACAAAGCAACCCCCACAAUCGCAACCCCUACGGUGAGUUAUGCCUGUCGCCUAUUCCACGGGAACCCGGCCUCUCCAUUGCCAUGGACGUCACUGGCCCGUUCCCCCGAGACCGCUUCGGGCACGACGACAUUCUCACGGUUGUUGACCGUUUGAGCAAGUACGCACGAUUUCUUCCUUGCAAGUACCACGCCACGGCUCCGGAACUUGCACGCCUCUUACACACCGGCUGGAUUUGCAGCCACGGCGUUCCGGAAGAUAUCGUCAGCGACCGCUACACUCAGUUCAUGUCGGCAUUUUGGACCUCUCUCAUGAAAGAGUCCGGCACCGAGAUGAAACCAAAUUCGGCUCGGCAUCCGCAAACGGACGGGCAGACGGAGCGGGCACAUCAAACCGCUCAAGUAAUGCUUCUCACACUCAUCCGUACGGAUCAGAAGGAUUGGAUGGAUCACCUCCCCGACAUCGAAUUCGCCUACAACACCUCGGUGCACCCGGCGAUCGGCGUGACUCCAUUCGAGUUACACCACGGUGGCCUGAAGGGCCGCAUCUUCGAUGAUCUUCCUUUUCCAAGGACUGCCGACAUUGACGCUGCUUGUUCUCCCGCCUCCGUUCGGAAGUAUAGGGACUUGCUGGCUAAUGCCCGCGCCAACAUGCAAAAGGCUCAAGUCCACAUGCAACAGCAAGCUAACAGGCGUCGCGUGCCAUGCCCCAUCCGCGCCGGCGACCUUGUUUGGGUCUCCACGGAAGAGUUUGCCCUCGAGCAGGAUGUAUCCCGCAAGCUACUUCCAAAGUGGUUUGGACCAUGGCCCGUCACAUCAGCCGCGGGUGAUGAGCCCGAUGGCCAUUCAUUUGUAAUCGAAAUCCUGCCGCACCUCACGGUGCACUCGAUUUUCCACGCCUCCAAGCUGGCCACAUAUACACCAGCCAAGAGCGACGACUUCCCGGGACGACGAUCACAGGACCCUCCUUCCAUGGAUGGUCAUCAGGAAGUCGACCGCGUCAUCACGCAUCGCAAGCAUGGCAACAAGCCUAUGCAGUACAAAGUCACAUUCAAGUGGUGUGACCCCGAUGACACGCGAUAGAUUUCCCGGGCAGCUUUGCGAGCCUCCGCUCCUGACAUCUAUGCUCAUUAUGAGAAGAAACGGCUAGCGACGGAAGCUGCACAACGUC